GUUCCGUUUCCUUGGCGUGAACCGUAGCGGAACCGUCAUCCAUCGACGACUUCCGUCGCGCCCGAGGCACAGCGAGGCGCCCGAAACAAUUGUCUGUCUCCAUGGCGGCAACGACGACGGCGACGUCGAGGCGGGCGCCGGCCGUCCUCGCCCUCGCCCUCGCCCUCCUCCUCCUCGCGGCGGCGCCCUCGGCCUCCGCCAGGGGCGACGGCAACGGCGUGUACGAGCCGUGCGCGGACGCGACGGUGAGCCGCGGCGACGGGUUCACCUUCGGGGUGGCCUUCGCGGGGCGCGACGCCUUCUUCUCCGGCGGCGUGCAGCUCUCCCCCUGCGACAGCCGCCUCAACCUGGCCGGCGCCGGCCCGCUGCUCGCGCUCUUCCGCCCCACCGUCGACGAGAUUUCGCUCCUCACCGUCAACGCCUCCGGCGCCGGCGACCUGACAUCCGCUGGUGGGUACAUGGUGGCAUUUGCCGGGAGGAAAUUCGCGGCAAGGUCGCCGCCCGUGUUCGUCGGCAACAGCUCGUACACAGUCACCGGCUUCACCCUGGUGUUCGAGUUCCACAAGGGCACGCUCCAGAACCUCUUCUGGAAGUCCGACGGCUGCUCGUCGUGCUCCGGGCAGGCCAACUUCGGGUGCGUCGAGAACAGUUGCGCGAUCAAGACGUCGAGCUGCAGGGGCAACGGCGGCGGCGGGCAGGUGGACUGCAGCCCCGGGAUCCAGCUGGCCUUCUCCGGCACGGACAAGCACGAGGCGGUGCUCAACUCGUGGUACGAGGUGUCCAAGCUGAAGCAGUACUCCCUCUUCGGCCUCUUCUCCGGCCUCAAGGACUCCCUGGCCGGCCAGUUCAGCAACUUCUUCUAGCAUCGUGUCGUGUGUGCUCGGUCCGUCCACAUCGUGCAGCUUCUGAAGGCAGUCACACACACCCGUUGCCUCAUAUUGCGUCGUCACCCGUGUAGUGUUUGUUCAAGCUGUCGCGAUAUACUGUCACCCGUGCAUGCCGUGUGACGUUUGUAACAAAAUGCUCUGUAUAUCGAUUAUCAGCUGCUACGUACGCUCGUUAACUGAUAGGUAUAUAUAGAGACAGUGUAAGCUACGUACGACGAAACUAGUGUAUUUUUUGUAAUGUAUAAUGUAAUGGUAUUUGUGUAUUUUUGUGGUACGGUAUGGAAGAGAUGGUGGUUUGAAACGAGUA
Molecule: messenger RNA, 1194 nt
Organism: Triticum aestivum (bread wheat)
Lineage: Eukaryota; Viridiplantae; Streptophyta; Magnoliopsida; Poales; Poaceae
Exons: 3
Coding region: 102-863 (253 amino acids)
Biological process (GO): protein histidyl modification to diphthamide
Cellular component (GO): cytosol
Molecular function (GO): metal ion binding
Source: RefSeq, a predicted model, not a curated record